Messenger RNA from Podarcis muralis (Common wall lizard), 600 nucleotides. The record is from RefSeq and is a predicted model, not a curated record. Lineage: Eukaryota; Metazoa; Chordata; Lepidosauria; Squamata; Lacertidae.
AUGUCUACCUUAUUUGAAUUGUUCGGCUUCAUUCUUCUGGUUAUUGAAACCCUCAUAGGAAUGAUGGGAAAUGGAUUUAUUGCUAUCGUUAACUUCAUUGACUGGCAGAGAAGCAGAAAACUGUCCCCAGCCGACAUGAUCCUGAGUUGUCUUAGCUUCUGCAGAUUUGCGUUUCAUGCAUUCGCGAUACAGAAUGCAAUUUUUCUCCUCUUUUUCAUAGAUACUUUUCUGAAGAACGUACAUAUUGCAUACACUGCCUCAUGGCUAUUUGUUAAUACUGCUAACCUUUGGUUUGCCACUUGGCUCAGUGUUUUGUAUUGUGUAAAGAUUGCCACUUUCUCCCACCCUCUCUUCCUGCAAAUGAAGCAGAGAUUCCCUGGGCUGGUGCCUUGGCUGCUUCUGGGGACAGUGGCCUUCUCUGCAAUCAUCACCACCAUCAAGUUGUACUUCUCUUGGAUGGGCAUGUCAGGCAUUGGGAUGAAUAUUUGGUUUACUGAUGUUACUGCUGCAUAUUCCUCUGCCCAUGCCAUUAUCCUGAUCUUCCUUAAUCCCAAACUGAAACAGGAAUCAGUCAAGAUGCUACAUCAACUAAAAUGCUGA